Molecule: messenger RNA, 2324 nt
Organism: Doryrhamphus excisus (bluestripe pipefish)
Lineage: Eukaryota; Metazoa; Chordata; Actinopteri; Syngnathiformes; Syngnathidae
Gene: pex7
Product: peroxisomal biogenesis factor 7
Biological process (GO): protein import into peroxisome matrix
Cellular component (GO): cytosol; peroxisomal matrix
Molecular function (GO): protein binding
Source: RefSeq, a predicted model, not a curated record
AGGAAAGACCGAGAGCCUACGAAGAAGACGAAUACGGAAGUGUUGCAAGAAUGGCAGUUUCCGAAAAAGUGGCAAGUCAAGAGCGCUAAAGGUUCGCGUCCUGGCUUAUGUGGCUCCUUUUAAAAUUGUCCAAAGACAAUAAACAGGAGAUAUGCAGAUGGAUACAAAGGUGUUUCGCAGUCCGGCUCGUCAUGGCUACGCGGUGGAGGCGUCGCCCUUCUUGGCCAGCAGGCUGGCAUGUGCCACCUCUCAGCACUACGGCAUCGCAGGUUGUGGCUCGCUGCUGGUCUUGGAGGACACGCCUGGCGGAGUGCACCUUGUACGGAGUUGGGAGUGGAGCGACGGCCUCUUUGAUGUGGCGUGGAGCGAAGCCAAUGAGCACGUCUUGGUGGCGGGUGGCGGAGACGGCAGCCUGCAGGUGUGGGACACGGCCAAUCACGGCGCCCCCCUCAGGGUUGUGAAGGAACAUACACAAGAGGUCUACGCAGUCGACUGGAGUCAGACGAGAGGAGAGAACGUCAUUGUGUCAGGAUCAUGGGAUCAAACCGCCAAAGUGUGGGACCCCGCCCUCGGCCAAUCGCUGACCACACUCACAGGUCACCAGGGGGUCAUCUACAGUACCAUUUGGUCACCUCACAUCCCAGGAUGCUUUGCCUCAGCCUCAGGUGACGGGACGCUCCGGGUUUGGGACGUGAAGGUCGGCGUGUGUCGAUUGGUCGUCCCAGCGCACGACGCCGAGAUCCUGAGCUGUGAUUGGUGCAAAUAUGACCAGAAUGUUGUGGUCACGGGAUCAGUGGACCGCAGCUUGCGCGUUUGGGACCUGAGGAACGUCAGACAGCCUGUCAAUCAAAUGAGAGGCCACACCUAUGCCGUCCGUAGAGUCAAGUUCUCGCCAUUCAGCGGCAGCCUGUUGGCGUCCUGCUCCUACGACUUCACUGUCAGGUUUUGGGACUUGAAGAGUGAGGAACAUCUUGUUGGUACGGUGGACCACCACUCCGAGUUUGUGUGCGGACUGGACUUCAACCUCCACAUCCCCAACCAGGUCCUGGACUGUUCGUGGGACGAGACAGUGAAGAUCUACACGCCAACAUGUCUGACGGCCGCCACCACAGGGACACGCCCACACUAAUGUCACGUGACCUCUCCGAGGCGAUGACGCAACGUGGACAAUAACGUCUUUUUGGGACAACUUCCUGUGACGUCCGUCCCGUCCUCAUGCAGGCUGACCGGACCUCCUGAUAAUUGUCCAGCGCCAGUGCACUUCUCAAUAUGCACACUUGCAUGGGACUUAGUACACUAACAUUAUACACUCAGUGUACACUUACUGUGGAAUGCCAGCAUGCAUGUUGUACAAUGUUAGUGCACUACAUUAUACACUUUGUGUAUGCUUACUAUAUAAUGCUAGUACACUUCCAUCCAUCCAUUUUCUAGCGCUUAUCCUCAAGAGGGUCGCGGACAUGCUGGAGCCUAUCCCAGCUGUUUUGGAGUGACAGGCGGGGUACACCCUGGACUGGUGGCCAGCCAAUCACAGGGCACAUAUAGACAAACAACCAUUCACACUCACAUUCAUACCUAUGGACAAUUUGGAGCAUUAUCCCGAUGGUGUACGCGUUAGUACACUAACACACUACUGUAAGUGCAGUAAGUGUAGCAUUACUAUAUGUUAACAUAAGUACAUGUUGUACAAUGUUAGCGGCAGCCAGGCUGGUAAUUCCUCACUCCCUCUGCCUUCAGAGCCGCGCUGACUCCGGGCUUUUGACUCCCAUACAGAAUGUCCUGUGUUCGAGCCCCGGUGCGGGGGUGUGAAGCAGGCAGGCAGGAUAAAUGUACUUAGUAUGUGUUGGUGCAGUACGUUAGUGUGCUAACAUUAUACACGUUAGUGCGCUAACAUUAUACACUGAGUUUACACUUACUAUAUAAUGCUAAUACACUGACAGUUAUAUAACCUGAGUACAUGUACAAUGCUGAGAUGAUGCAGUCAGUGUAACGUAAGGAUAGUCCACAUUGAUGGAGUCUAUACUCCAGCAUGUAUGCAGGAAAAUGCAGUAAUUUGGAGAUAAGUACUGAUUGGAUAAGUAUAGAAUGGUGGGGGUGUGAAUGAGCGUGUUUGCGGUAAAAUGAGCGUGUGUUAAUCUUGCCGGUUGCUAAUCUUCUGGUGCUAAUUGGAUGCUAGCAGCCAAUGCUGGAUAAGCCCCCCUCUGACCCCCCCUCGUGGUCUCCAAGUGAUUUAAUGAUAAAUUGUUUAGUUUUAAUCGUCUCCAUUGUGGUGGGGGUGGGGGGAUUCUCCUCCCCCAAUAAAAUGACUUUAGAACGAAACUUUAAAC